AUGGAUGUCAGUGCAAUCAACGAAGAAGCUCGAGAGAUUGAUGAUGAGCAAAAGGUUCCUCUUCUCCAAGAUAUACCACCUUCUACAGUAGACAGAAAUCCAAUACAGCAAGCCAUCAGCCAGACAUUUCAGAGCACGGCUCACUUGGCCAAUUUACUACCAACUGGAACAGUUAUGGCCUUCCAGCUUCUCGCACCGGUUUUCACAAACCAAGGUGAAUGUGACCCGGUCAGCAGAACGAUUACUUCCAUCCUAAUUGCUUUUUGUGGGUUGUCAUCUUUCCUACUAAGCUUCACUGACUGCUUCAAGGACAACGAUGGGAAUAUCUACUACGGGUUCGCCACUUUCAACGGUCUGUGGGUCAUAGAUGGGUCAACAACAAUUCCAUCCCAACUUGCUGCUAAGUACCGUCUCCGGUUCAUAGAUUUUCUACAUGCUUUCAUGUCAGUAUUCGUUUUUGCAGCAAUUGCCUUAUUUGAUAAGAACACGGUUCAAUGCUUCUAUCCAACGCCAUCAAAAGAGACCCAGGAGAUUCUUACAGCACUACCUGUUGGAAUAGGAGUCCUUUGCAGUAUGCUGUUUGUAGCAUUCCCUACACAUCGCCAUGGGAUUGGUUUCCCCCUAACUGCAAAUUGAUAAAUUGGUUUGCCGUGACUAAUAUUCCAAAUUGUAUAUUUCCAUUACACGCAUUCUAUUGUAUAUAGCUCCACCUGCUUCUCUUUCUCCAUUCACCUUGUAUGAUGCUCUAAUAAGAUCAGUUCAUCUUA
This is a messenger RNA of Spinacia oleracea (spinach), 767 nucleotides long. Its product is annotated as protein DMP4-like. The record is from RefSeq and is a predicted model, not a curated record. Lineage: Eukaryota; Viridiplantae; Streptophyta; Magnoliopsida; Caryophyllales; Amaranthaceae. Gene Ontology annotation, biological process: endomembrane system organization. The coding region runs from base 1 to 636 and encodes 211 amino acids. The transcript has a single exon.